AUGUUGCGGAGAUUUUCUACUACCUUCAAGCGGAACAAGGAUUCCAAGGAUUCAAAUGGGGAUAUCGAGCCCAAGAGCCCAAAGGAGAACAAGCGCUUCUCCAGGGGUUCACCAUCGCGCAAGUCCUCGUCCAACAAUGAGGAGAACCACGUCGUGAAGCGUGCCGAGGUUGUCGCAGUUUUCGAAAAGUAUGCGCAGGCCAUUCACGCAUCGCGCGAGCCACUGCCAAACCAAACUGGCGAUGGCACCUACUUGAAGCACGACCAGUCUUCUGGUCUAAUCAAUGAUAUCAAGUCUCUUGGCUUCCGCGAUAUCAACACGGUCAAGGACUUGGUGAAAUCUAAGGCUAGCGGCGAGCUUGUCGAUGACAAAACUUAUCUAAUGGAGCGCAUUAUUCAGGCAAGUACACUUCUUGUUGCAGAUCUACCUGGUCACUCCAAGAACCGUACCGAGCUCACCAACACAUUCCUGGAUGAACUAUGGGGAAGUCUUCCGCACCCUCCUCUAUCGUAUAUGGGUGAUGAUUUCAAGUACCGCUCUGCCGAUGGCUCUAACAACAACCCGACUCUUCCAUGGCUAGGUGCUGCCAAUACCCCAUACUGCCGCACCAUUCCUCCACUUACCAUUCAGCCUACUGGUCUACCCGACCCUGGCCUCAUUUUUGACAGUUUGUUCGCCCGUGAAAAGUUCACUCCCCACCCUAACAAGGUGUCGAGCAUGUUCUUCAACUGGGCUUCUUUGAUUAUCCACGAUAUCUUUCAGACUGACUACCGUCAGCAACACCUGAAUAAGACUUCUGCCUAUCUUGAUCUCUCCAUAUUAUACGGUGAUGUUCAGGAGCAGCAGGACCUCAUUCGUUCUCACAAGGCCGGAAAGCUUAAGCCUGAUUGCUUCUCUGAGGGUCGUCUCCAGGCUCUUCCUGCGGCUUGUGGUGUACUUCUUGUUAUGCUGAAUCGAUUCCAUAACCAUGUUGUUGAGGAGCUGGCUGAGAUAAAUGAAAACGGUCGCUUUACUAAGCCACCCGCCGGUCUGUCCCAGGAGGAGGCUGACAAGGCCUGGGCCAAGUAUGAUGAGGACCUAUUCCAGACUGGUCGUCUUAUUACCUGCGGUCUUUACAUUAACAUCACUUUGUACGACUAUCUACGCACCAUUGUCAAUCUGAACCGGACCAACUCUACCUGGUGUUUGGAUCCUCGUGCUCAAAUGGAGAAAUCCGGUUCUACUCCCUCUGGUUUGGGUAACCAGUGCUCUGUCGAGUUCAACCUGGCCUACCGCUGGCACUCGGCCAUCUCUCAAGGUGACGAGAAGUGGAUUGAGCAGAUCUACUACGACCUCAUGGGUAAGCCUGCUGAGGAGGUCUCCAUGCCUGAACUGCUGAUGGGUAUGAAGAAGGUCGAGGGCAUUCUCAGCCCGGACCCAUCUAAGCGUACAUUCGCCCGCUUAGAACGUCAGGAAGAUGGCACCUUCAAAGAUGAAGAGCUUGUUGCUAUUCUUAAACAAGCCACUGAGGAUGUUGCCAGUUCGUUCGGCCCCCGCAACAUUCCAAAGGCCCUGCGCUCCGUCGAGAUCCUCGGUAUGCAGGCUGCCCGUAAAUGGCAGGUUGGCUCCUUGAACGAGUUCCGUAAGCACUUCGGCCUGAAGACCUACGACACAUUUGAGGAGAUCAAUUCUGAUCCACAAAUUGCAAACAACCUACGCCAUUUGUAUGAGCACCCUGACUUUGUCGAGCUUUAUCCCGGUAUUGUUUGCGAGGAGGCUAAGGAACCCAUGGUGCCUGGUGUUGGCAUCGCCCCAACUUACACCAUCUCACGGGCUGUCUUGUCCGAUGCCGUGGCUCUGGUUCGUGGUGAUCGCCACUACACCGUUGACUACAAUCCUCGUAAUUUGACCAAUUGGGGUUACAACGAGUGCCGUUAUGAUCUGAACAUCAAUCAGGGCUGCUCUUUCUACAAGUUGGCCACCCGGGCUUUCCCCAACUGGUUCAAGCCUGACUCUAUCUAUGCCCACUAUCCCAUGACUAUUCCAUCUGAGAACCGUGUUAUCAUGAAGAAUCUUGGCCGUGAGCAGGACUACUCUUACGAACCUCCUUCAUUUACCCCAUCACGCGUUGACCUGGUCUCCCACCAGAGUGCCAAGUUGGUCCUGAACAAUCCCCAGGACUUCAGCAUGGCCUUGACUGGCGCCAUUGAGGAAUUAUUUGGCAAGACGUUCGAUGCAGAGACAACCCAGGCUUUGGGUCAGUCCUUCAGUACUGCGGAGUUCCCCACUCUUGUCAAGAAAUUCUACGAGGAGACCACUCUCCGUCUCAUCAAGGAGAACGGUGCCAAGCUGGCAAAAAUCAACCAGGUUGACAUCACUCGUGACGUCGGCAAUGCUGCCCAUGUUCACUUUGCUUCCGCGCUCUUUGGCCUGCCCCUGAAGACCGAGGCGAACACGCAAGGCCUGUUCACCGAGCAAGAGAUGUACAUGAUCCUGACCACUAUUUACACCGCACUCUUCUUCGACAUCGAUGCCCCCAAGUCCUACUCCCUGAACCGAGCAGCCGCUGCUGUCUCCCAGCAGCUCGGAUAUGUAGUCGAGGCCACCGUCAAGGCCGACGUCAACAGCGGCCUUCUGGCCGGUCUCAUGGACAGUUUCCGUCCUCACACUAACGCCCUCCGUGAGUUCGGUAGCAGCGCCCUUAAGCGUCUCCAAGACUCUGGCCUGAGCUCCUCCCAGAUCACUUGGUCGCAAAUCAUCCCGACAAUUGUCGCCAUGGUCCCCAACCAAGGCCAAGUGUUCACUCAAAUUAUCGAGUUCUACACCGGCGAUGGCAAGCAUCAUUUGUCCGAGAUCAGCCGCCUGGCCCAGCAGGAAUCUAGCGCGAACGAUGAGAAGUUGUAUCGCUAUUGUCUGGAAGCUAUCCGUAUCAACGGUACUUUCGGUGCGUAUCGCGAGGCCAAGACCAACAUGACCAUCUCCGACAACGACAGCCUGGUCAACAUCCAGCCCGGUAACAAGGUGUUUGCCUCCUUUGUUCAGGCCAACCAUGACCCAACUGUCUUCCCCGAGCCCAACACCGUUCAGCUCAACCGUCCCUUAGAUUCUUACAUCAGCCAGGGUCAGGGCCCCAGCACUAGCUUCGGCCAGGAGAUUUCCAAAGUUGCCCUCGUCGCCAUGUUGCGUGUUGUCGCUCGCCUUCCGAACCUCCGUCGCGCAGCUGGCGAACAGGGUCAACUCAAGAAGAUCCCCCAGGAGGGCGGCUACUAUGUCUAUCUGCGCCAGGACGGCACCUCGUACUUCCCAUUCCCGAUGUCGCUCAAGCUGCAAUGGGACGGUGAUUUUGAGUUUGCUCCAUUGAAAUCGACCUGA
Molecule: messenger RNA, 3351 nt
Organism: Penicillium taxi
Lineage: Eukaryota; Fungi; Ascomycota; Eurotiomycetes; Eurotiales; Aspergillaceae
Product: peroxidase/cytochrome P450 family protein
Exons: 4
Coding region: 1-3351 (1116 amino acids)
Biological process (GO): response to oxidative stress
Molecular function (GO): oxidoreductase activity, acting on paired donors, with incorporation or reduction of molecular oxygen; heme binding; iron ion binding
Source: RefSeq, a predicted model, not a curated record